Molecule: messenger RNA, 2025 nt
Organism: Anopheles marshallii
Lineage: Eukaryota; Metazoa; Arthropoda; Insecta; Diptera; Culicidae
Gene: orion
Exons: 5
Coding region: 1-2025 (674 amino acids)
Source: RefSeq, a predicted model, not a curated record
AUGGCGAGGGGUUUAUCCCUCCCAGUAGCGCUGCUUGCACUGGUGUAUACGUGCAUGGUAGCGUUACCUGCAUCUCAAGCGGACGCCAAAAAGCUGCACGGUGCAAGUGGUAUCGAUGCGUUACGUGAACGUUACCUGCAACACGAACGCCAGGCGUGGGCAAUCGUCAAUCACAUCGAUGCAGUCGACAACCAGCUGGAACAGGACACGUCCCAACAGCGCGCAACGGUCAUGCGCGAGCUGGUCAACAUCUAUUUGCGCUUCGUCGAGACGGAGCUCGAUGCGGAAGAUUUGGGCGACUACCGGUUGCUGGGGCGGCUGUCCGAAUGGCACCUGCUGGAGCAGAACCUGAUGACGGUGAACAAACUGUUCGAGGUGGUGUAUUCGUUCCUGCGCGAGAAAGCACCGCGGUUCGCCGAACUGGCAGACCGCGGGCCGGAGGAUGGCGAACCCGGCAAUAGUGCCGGGGACGAUCUCCGUCUGCUCACGAUUGAUCUCGCGGAAACGAUACUCUUCGACAAACAUCAACCGAUCCCGCAGCAACUGGAUGAUAUCUACAACAUUAUGGUGCGGCAGGCAAUUUACUACCGCGCCAGUAUGAUGGCGAGCAGCGUUAUAUGUAGCUAUGGAUUAUCGUCCCAGCAGAUGAUCUACCUGCUGUACAAAUCUAUCGCAAUGACCGAACUGAAGGGUUACAUCAUGAUGCAGUUCUCCUAUAUGCUGCUGAAAACUCAGGGCAAAGGUAACUUCACCACGGAGUCCAAGGAUCGCCGUAACGAGCUGCGUACACGGCUCGCCCGCACCCAGCAACUCCUGCAGAGUGUUAUGCGACAGACGAGCGGCGAGUACUGGCGGUGCGAUCCGGAACGGGGUUCCCACCGGGAGAACACUACCUACGUGCAGUUCACCCGCCUGCUGCAAGGGUACGUGGAGAACGAGGUGGACAUGAACGCGGACGAAACAUGUCGGGAAACUUGUGCCCACUAUCAGUACGGUCACGAGCAGCAUCACUGCUAUAAGGAGCUGUAUUGUUCGAAGCAAGCGAAAUGUGCCGGUCGCAUCUACGACUGCGAGUACAUCGACUCGGAUAUGUGGAUCUGUCCGGCCGCACCGGGCAGCCAGCGACGCUACGAGUACAUCGAGUACGAGAAUGGUGAGGUGCGCGGCCGCAAGCAGCACUGCCCGCGUGGCACCAGCAAGGUCGACUCCUGGUGGCGUUGGCUGUUCUGGCACUGCAGCUACUGCUUCUGUCUUUGCGAUGACGCCGGUCGCCAUUCGGACCGUUACAUCAGCCUGCGCGAAUCCGUGUCGGACAUUAGCAAAAACCGCGUUGUGACAGGGUUACGCUUUGUGAAGCGUAGACAGAUGAUGCAUUUAAUUGUGCAGCAGGGUAUGCUGCUGCCCGGAGGAGAAAUCGACAACAGCACGCUCGAAUGGGUAGUGGCGACCCCUUUCAGCCACACGGACAAAGGCGUGCGCGAUGGACGGGAUUAUCAUACGCUCUCGUACGAUCGACGUGCCGUCGAUCUCGAUGACGUGCACGUGCAUCCCGGUUAUGUGCUGACUGGCGUGCGCUUCCGUACGCUGGGCGCCCAUCUCAACCUGGAAAUUCGCAUGACCGAGAUGAACUUCACGUCCGGCACACUGGUCGAUCCAAACAAAAGCAUCUGGAUCGGAAACGAUGAGACAGUCAGAACGGAAAUUCCCUUGCGUUACAUGGAUGUGCCAACGCUAGCGCCAGCCAAAUCAACACCCACCUCGACCAGCGGCCAGUACCUGCGUCUCGGACCGUCCGGUGGGCGAGCAGAUGCGGCUCAAACGACCAUCCCGUUCCUGGACGCGCAACCGGUGGUCCCUGUGUUACCGAUACCCUUGGCCGGUGCCGGGCUGAUGCACAAAAGCAUCCCAAAGUACGGUGGCUUUAUUGCGCCUCGGGUGUUCACCUACGACUUUGGACCGCACAUACAGGUGCCUACCGAUGACUGGCUUGCCACGGAAGAGGAAGCACGCAACGUAAACGGUUAG